Messenger RNA from Clonostachys byssicola, 2043 nucleotides. The record is from the annotation of a GenBank genome assembly. Lineage: Eukaryota; Fungi; Ascomycota; Sordariomycetes; Hypocreales; Bionectriaceae.
AUGGAGGAGCCACCAAGCUCAGCUGCGCAAACCGCGCCUACCACUGAGAAUGGAACUUCCGAUCCUUCUCAGCAACAGCCGGAGCAACAAGAGAAUCACGAAAAUCCGCAAAGAUCGAAUCCCAAUGUCACACACGGCGCCCGAUCACAGAUUCCCCGGCGCGAUAGAUUCAACCAUCAGUCUUUGGGACCCUCGUUGAACUCUACCGUGAAGCAGGCGCGCGUGCUCAUGGUUGGCGCUGGCGGAAUUGGAUGCGAACUUCUCAAAAACCUCGUACUUAGCGGCUUUGGCGAAAUCCACAUCGUCGACCUGGAUACGAUCGAUCUUUCGAACUUGAACCGACAGUUCUUGUUUAGGCAAGAGCACAUAAAAAAAUCCAAGGCCUUGGUUGCCAAGGACGCAGCGCAAAGGUUCAACCCCAACGUUCAGAUUGUCGCGCACCAUGCGAAUAUCAAGGAUGCGCAAUUCACGGUCUCGUGGUUUCGGGAUUUCAAACUAGUCUUCAACGCCCUGGACAAUCUUGAAGCGAGAAGACAUGUCAAUAAAAUGUGUCUGGCGGCGGAUAUUCCUCUGAUUGAGAGUGGUACCACAGGAUUCAAUGGUCAGGUCCAAGUGAUCAAGAAGGGCGUUACUGCCUGUUAUGAUUGCACGCCAAAAGAAACGCCCAAGUCAUUCCCCGUUUGCACGAUUCGGAGUACCCCUAGCCAGCCCAUCCAUUGCAUCGUAUGGGGCAAAAGCUACCUCCUGAAUGAAAUGUUCGGUACGAGUGAGGACCAAUCGGUUCUUGACCACUCACAGGAUCAGGAGAAUGGCAAGUCUACAGCUAACCAAUUUAUAGCUCAUGAAAUCGAGGAGCUGAAGAAAGAGUCAGAUGCUCUAAAGAAAAUCCGCAAUGCUGUUGGUGCGCCCGACUUCCCGAAAUUGCUUUUCGAAAAGGUCUUUGAUGCCGACAUUGAGCGAUUGCGCUCAGUCGAAGACAUGUGGAAAUCAAAGCGCGCACCUGAGCCUCUUAAAUACGAGAAGCUUCUGGCCAAAACGAAUGAGUUGGAGGGGUCGAAGGAUUCCAUUCUUGCUGAUGGCCAAAAAGUCUGGUCUUUAGAGGAGAACUUAGUCGUGUUCAAAGAUAGCCUUGAGAGGCUAAGCAAACGUAUCAUUGAGCUGAAGAAGACUAAAGAUGAUGCCGCGCCAGACCCCGUCAUUGUUUUCGACAAGGACGAUGACGAUACGCUUGACUUUGUAGCCUCAAGCGCUAAUAUACGGUCUUCUAUCUUUGGUAUCGAACGCAAGUCUAGAUUCGAUAUCAAACAGAUGGCUGGAAACAUCAUUCCGGCAAUUGCUACCACUAACGCCAUCGUGGCUGGUCUCUGCGUCUUGCAGUCUUACAAAGUUCUCAAGGGAGAUUAUUCACAGGCAAAAGAGGUAUUCCUCACUCCUUUUGGCUCUGCCAGACUGAUGGCACCUGAUCGGGCUCGUGAGCCAAAUCCCGACUGUCCUGUGUGUGGGGUGUUCAAUGCUACCGUUACGGUUGAUCCUGCACAAACAACGCUGAACGACAUCGUGGAGGGCUUGCUAAGAACCCACCUGGGUUUCGGUGAAAAGGAGUUUGUUUUGAAUAACGAGGUCGGAGUUUUAUAUGAUCCAGAUGAGACAGAAAACCUACCGAAGAAAUUGGUAGAUCUUGGCAUCAAGGACGGUAGCUUCCUUACUGUGGUCGACGAGGAUGAUGAGCAACCCUUGGUCAACGUUGUCCUAAAUAUAGAAGAAGGUGCUCUACCUGACGAUGAGAAAUUCAAAUCAUCAGCUUCUGCGCAACCUACGAUUCCCCAGAAACCGAAGAAAGCCCCACCGGUAGAGGCGAAUGGCCAUUCCGCUGGCGAGUCUAACGGAAUUCUUGAGAUCGAUUCCCAAUCAAAGGGUGUUAAACGGCAGCACACGGAUGAUGGGGGCCAGCCCUUAAAGAAGGCUAAGACGGGAGGUGAUUCUUCAGACGAUGUUGUUAUCAUCGAGGAUGCCGGUGGAGCUAUCAUUAUUGGCGAUGACUAA